Molecule: messenger RNA, 4480 nt
Organism: Patella vulgata (common limpet)
Lineage: Eukaryota; Metazoa; Mollusca; Gastropoda; Patellidae
Product: zinc finger protein ZXDC
Exons: 15
Coding region: 64-3117 (1017 amino acids)
Biological process (GO): regulation of transcription by RNA polymerase II
Cellular component (GO): transcription regulator complex; PcG protein complex
Molecular function (GO): DNA-binding transcription factor activity, RNA polymerase II-specific; RNA polymerase II cis-regulatory region sequence-specific DNA binding
Source: RefSeq, a predicted model, not a curated record
CGUCCUUGAGCUCUGCUUGAAGCAAUGGCGAACCCCAUAUAGGUGCCUUGAACGGGGUUCAUUAUGUCGAGAAAAGGGGGACGAAAUCGGGGGAAAGAUGGCGGCGCCCAUGACGAUACACAUGAAAGCACUACAGAGGCCGAAGAAAUUGAGAGUAACGGAUUAUUGGACGCCGAGUACUUGCCUAAAUCAAUCAAAAAUAAUACUGCUGCCACUACAAUUUGUCUUCAAGAUGGCGGAGUGGAAGGGAAUAGCGACGGAUUGGGUUUGUUGGCGUCUGACAGCGAUGAUUUGGAGAGUUAUGAACGAUCGGUGAUUGAAAAUAAUACGGAAUGGUUAAAAUCAAGAUGUCGUAGUUUAGAAGGAGUGGAUUUUGAUAUCCCAACUAGUAGUCAUGACGACAUUUUAGAUCUAGAGGUGAAAGAAAAAGACAUGGAUGGCGGCUUGUUUGAGGAAAUGGACACCAUCACAGGAGAUGAUGGUGAAGACACACCUGUAAUUAGAAUCUGUGGGAAAACUGGUGUCUUGUCAACUUCGGCUCUCAGUGUUUCAUCAGACAGAAACAUUCAAAUAGCACCUCUCAACACUUCAAAAGACAUGGGUAAUUCAAGUAAUGAAACCGAUGGCUUAGAAAUGGAAGAUUUACAAAUGGACAGUUCAGAUGAAGCAAAUAAAAGUUCUGAAGAAGACUUCAGAAUCCCCAGUGCUAUUCUACUUUCUGCUCAAGAACUGGAAUCUCUGCAAGGUCAAGGUUAUGUGUUUGACACUUUAGGUCCCGACACCUUGAUGGAUGGGACAACAAAACUCAUGACAAUGUCAGAUAAUCAAUCGUCUUUAAGUGCUAAUUCAUCUGUGAUAACAAACUCUGCUGAAGCUAAAUCGAACGAACUAAUUCAACAAACGAAUACAGAACAUGGUGUUCCCACUAUAAACUUAACGGGAAAAUUAUCCAAACCUGAAGCCAUGACAACAGUUAUACCGUCAAGUACUGGUACAUAUGUUGUGGCUCAACCAGACCCAACAGAUUCUACAGAAAACUCAGCUCAACCAAACCUUACACUGGCAACAAUUUCAAUAUCGACAGACAAGGUUGCUAACUCAACUCAAAUUCUUGUUAAUACUAAUCAAGGGCAACAACUCUAUUUAAUUAACACAGCAGAUUUAACACAAGCAACCAAUGCUCUUCAACCACUGACUAAACCUCAGGAAACAAGUGUUAGUAGUAGUCCAGUUAGUCCAGUCUUAACACCGUCAGCAUCAUCCAUGAUGUCUGUGUCUCAGCUUCCAGUACAACUUCAAGGAACAGGUUAUUUAUUAUUACCAAUGAAUUCGGAUAAUAAUUCUCAAGGAAUGGUUUUAUCAAUGGGUUCAUCGUCAUUAGAUAGAAGUCCAAGUAAAAAAAUCUGGGUCUGUCCAGAAGAAGGUUGUAAUAAGGUUUUUCGUAAAUUGUCAAAAUUAAAAAUACAUCAGAUGAGGCAUACCGGUGAACGACCUUAUAAGUGUUCAAAGCCAGGCUGUGAUUGGGCGUUUACUACAGCUUAUAAAUUAAAGAGACAUGAAGAAGCUCACGGAGGUAGAAAAGAUUUCAUUUGUGAUUUUGAAGGAUGUGGUAGAAAAUUUACAACUAUCUAUAAUUUAAAUUCACACAAAAAACUUCACGAGCGACCAUAUACAGAGAUUUGUCCUAAAUCAACAUGUAGACAGCAAUUUACAACCAAACGACAGUUAGAUAUUCACAUGCGGAGCCAUUCAGGUGUCGAAAAAAAUUAUAAGUGUCCACAUGAAGGAUGUAAUAAAGUAUUUUUCUCUAAAAAUUGUAUGGGUUCACAUGCUCGGGUUCAUCUUCAAGACCGGGAGGAUUUACAGUGUAAAUUUGAAGGCUGUGGUAAAGUUUUUGAUAAACUAUGUCGUCUAAAGCAACACACAAGGCAACACACAGGAGAAAAACCUUAUGUCUGUCAAGCUGAGGGUUGUAAUUGGGCAUUUGCAACUGCCAGUAAAUUAAAACGGCAUUCGGCUAAACAUACAGGUGUACGUAAAUGGACAUGUAGUAUUUGUUUAAAGGCAUUUAUGCGUGCGGAACAUUUAAAAGGUCAUAUGGUAACACAUUCUGGUGACAAACCUUUCUCUUGUCCCGUAGAUAAUUGUUUAGCCAAGUUUACAGCGAAGGGUAGUUUAUAUGUGCAUUUAAAACGUCAUGAGUUACAUGAUAAAAAAAUAACAUAUCAUUGUCCUAUUGAUGGCUGUCUUAGUCAUUACAACAAUAAAAGUAGUCUACGAAGUCAUAUAUUAAAACAUUAUCUCAACACACCUGCAGGUGGCGAUACUAGUCAUCUGGAUUUAGUGCCGUUAUUAACAGGGGAUGACAUGUCUGACUCUGCCAUCGAUAAUUUAAUAUCAACGUCAGCUAGUGAUAGUUCAGCACCAACAUCUAUUAGCGUAUCUAUACCACAACUAUUAACAGAUACUGGUUCAACAAGUUUAAUUAAUACAGGUGAUUAUAUAAAUACAGCUGUAUUAACAGACACAGUGAUGUUAGCAGCGGAGACAAGUAGUGAUCAAUCUCUAUCAUCACCACCUAGUGGUACAACCAAUCAUAUCAUUACAUCACUACCAACAUCAUCAUCAAAUAAAAAAUCAGCGAAAACCAAAGUGACAUCAUCAUCUACAGAUUUACCGGCAGUGAUAAGUCGAGUUGCUUUAGAGAAUACAAGUGGUUCAGCUAGAACAGAUUAUCGUAGUAAUCAUAUACUUAGUGACAGAGCCAGGAAACGCUGGCAUUCUUUAAGGGGUGGUAACUCUGAUACUACAGAGAUUGAAACUCUACAAGAAUCUUGUGAUAAAAUCAACAGUUUAGUUUUACCUACAUUAAGUACAGAUUUUACGUCAACAGAAAUCUCAAAUUCUCAAGGUUUAUUGUUCCGUGAUCCAGAGACAGGCAUCACAUAUGUCCAAACACAGCUAUUACAGGAUGACCCACCUCACCCCGAACUUUACUCCGAUAACCUGAUGGAUACAGAUGAUUCACUUUCUCUCCACGACAAUGAGACAUCAGUAAAUCUUGGCAUUAAACCAGAAUAUACAGGAACUACUAUAAACCUACAAGAUUUAGAAUAAGCCUAGCAUCAUAUAAUGGCAAACUAUUUAUCAUGACAGGAACAAAUUAAUGAAAUAGGAAUAAAUCUAAUCAUCUCAGUGGAGUGACUGCCAGAAACAAAUUUUAUGUACUUGUAUGAAUUCUUUCAAAGCUAAAGGUAGAAAAUGUAAUUGCUGAAUUUUGGUUGCUAUGCUUUCUUGUAUUGUUUGCCUUGGUAAUCUUUAUUGUUUUGUUUUUUCUAAAAAUUGGAUGUUCUGAUGUAUAACAAUUUUAAAGCUAUAUGCCUCGGCCAUUUCUUAUGCUAGAUAUGUAUGUCACAUAACAAUUUAAAGGUCUUUGAAUACAGAAGCUAAAUUUAUACAUUCUGGUCGCAUUAUGAAUAGACUAUUAUAUAAAUCUUGAAUAUCAACUGAUAUAUGAUGUAUUUUGUAUUUAUGUACAUUUUAUGGUUUGUUGUGAAAUUGUAUUAUGUAAAAUUAUUACUGUGUGUAAUAUGACUUGAUGUCAUACUGUCAUUUACAAUAUCAUUGACAUACAAUUACUGGUAUGAUCAACUACAAUAUCAUACACCUACCAUUACUGGUAUGAUCAACUACAAUAUCAUACACAUAAAAUUACUGGUAUGAUCAACUACAAAUUUUAUAUUUGUGAGGAUAACAAUUAUAAAAGGAUUUGUACCUUACAAUGUCUAUGACAUUUUGACAAAUGCCAUCAAUUGCCAAUAUAAUUGAUCAAACUAUUUCUAUUUAUUAAAAUGUUAUAAGCGAUGUGAUUUUGAAAUCAAUUUGCGACACAUAAUAUCAACACAUGUGUUGUAUAGAAGAGUGUUCUUACUUUUCCAAGAACAGCUAAUACCACUUUUAUUUAUUUGAGAAGUUCGUAAAAAUUUAUAGAGGUUUUUUUUCUAUUAAAUGGUAUAAAAUGCCUUGGUGUCUACCCUGGUCGUUAAGACAAUAAAGGAUAUAAACCCAAAGCCUAUCCCACAAAUUUCUUAGUUCCCCCAAGCAUGUCUUGUAUAUUGCAAACUAAAGAGUAAUGACAUCUGGUCAAGUUGUUUUAUUAACAUAUAACAUUAAUCUGGUCAACUAGAGUUUAUUAUAUUAUCUGUGGGAUUCUCUUAUUAUUUUUUGUGCAUUUUAAGUGAUUAUUUUGAUGUCUUCUCAAUCACCGAUUUAGUUGUUUCAUAUCUAGGUAAUCAUCUAACUUUAUAACUGUUUUAUGUUUUUUUCCUCCUCUUUAUAAAAAAAGGUAUUGAAUCCCACAGACAUUAUAUGUUUGGUUGACAGAUUAAUAUUAUAGUUUAUAUUAAUUGUAUAAAAAAACAGAUCUAAAUAAAAUCUGUAUUGUUAUUGUUUAUAAUAAAAACAUCUUUAAAAUGGUAUU